Messenger RNA from Nannochloropsis gaditana CCMP526, 766 nucleotides. RefSeq lists its product as uncharacterized. The record is from RefSeq and is a predicted model, not a curated record. Bases 68 to 295 code for a protein of 75 amino acids. The transcript is spliced from 3 exons.
AGCAGUAGCUGCCACACAAGUCUUAGUGCGAGGAGUAGCCGCAGCAGCUGCAGCAGGGUGGUUGGUCAUGGGUGAAAGCAGUGUCCUCAAAGGCCGGCAUUACUUGCAGCUUUUCAUCCUGGCCCUUCUCUUUAUGUUUGCCAUAUUCACCCGGAAGAGCAUCUGGAUCUACUAUACCGUCUUCAUCAUUUUUGCAGGGAUGAUCUUCAUCGUCGACAUCCUUUUUCAAGAUUUUCAAUUUGUCUAUGACCCCGACCCAAACAAUUGGCGUCGAAAGACAGACCCCCAAGAUUAAAUUAUCUUCAUGAGGCGUGUGAGGAAUUGCAGAGGGUAGAGAAGCAACAAAUGUGAUCAAGAGGCAGUUUGGGGGCUUACGUGAAGCAAGAAAAAAACUUUUUCACCGAUGGAGAGGAAAUGUGUAUUUUGACGGAAUGGCGAUCGAGAAGGUCGACGAAGCAAUGGGAAAAGGGGCUGCGCUUCACGGCCCUUUCUUUUCGGUGCAAGGGCACACCAUGGCACAGAUAAGGGUUAAUUCUAUUUUAUCCUGGACCGGAAUUGGUUGCAGAAUGAAAGAUGACGGGUACAAAUUCCUAGGCCCUGCGCUUCCGGCUAUCGAAAAAGUGAAAAGAAAAUAAUUGGACGCGUGCUUUACUCGUUUGGCGCGAUGAGGAUUCAGAGUCGACGGAAAGAGCAUGUAGGCUCUCACGAGUAUGUUCGACCUCGCACAGUGUAUGCAUGCAUGCCUUUUGUUGUAAAAUACUCGCCA